GACGGUAGGGUGGAGUGUAUGACAACCUAGAGUAUAAAUACACACACACACACUCUCUCUCACACACACACACACACUCUCACUCAGCUUGGAGACGCUCUCACACAGACUCGGACAACUUUAUACUCAAGUAUGUCGGACACGUACGAACUCAUUCGCAACCUAAUUCAGAUCAGCCUGAAUGAUGAUUUUCCAAAAGAACACACAAAACCAGCUUUGCCCCGUCAGCUGUCUACCUGCUUCUCUACAAAGAGCCUCAGCUCGGAGAAGCUCAGCGAGGACACCUUCAGCUGGCCCUCUGACACAUGGAGUGAUAACAUGCCAAAGAAACCUCAGAAUCCGUUCAGAUCCGACCGAUCUAUGAGUCUGACUGACAACUAUCUCCCCAACUUCUUCAACAACAAGAUGAAGUCUCUCGAUCUUCCUCCACCACCCGGAUUCCCACCUUUAGCUCCUCAGCCCUCAAAUCGCUAUAAGACUGAGCUAUGUAGAAGUUUCCAAGAAAAUGGUAGCUGCAAAUAUGGUAACAAGUGUCAGUUUGCACACGGUGAGAGCGAGCUUCGAGGCCUUUACCGCCAUCCGAAGUACAAAACAGAGGCAUGUCGCACAUUCUACAACUUUGGAUACUGUCCUUACGGAAGCCGCUGCCACUUUAUCCAUGAGGAGAAACUAUCUUCUCCUCAAACACUCAACCAGAAGAGCCAAGCACCUGCCAGCCAGCAAGCACGAGUUCUGCGCCAGAGCGUGAGCUUCGCUGGUUUUCUUGGCUCUCGCAGUAUCUCCCCACCAAUCCCCCACGAAUCCAUGGGCUUCAGCCGUGCACCUUCGGUUUCUCCUCCUCCGAACGACGUCUUGUCUCCUGCGUUUAACGACACAAGCCGUGACAUGUUUCCAUUCCCACAGAUCAGAGUUGAGAGCGAUGUCCAUAACCAGCCUCUGCUUAUAGAGCCUCAGAAGUCCUCACACUGUGUGUGGGGCCAAGAAACAAACUUUGAGCCGCUGACAAGCAAAUGUGUGGGGAAGGAGAAGCGAAGCAGCGCGUUUGGUUUCAGCCACGCUAGCAUUCAGCGCUUCGCCUCUGACGACUCUCUCUCAGACCACGAGAGCUACAGCAGCACAGAGAGCUCCAGCGGCUCAGAGUCUCCCACCUUUGAAAGCAAACGCCUCACUGUUUUUGCUCGAAUGUCUGUUUCUGAGUAAUUUUUUUUAUUUUUAUUAUUAUUAUUAUUUAGGUUUUUUUUUUAUUUCAAAAAAGGACAUAUUCUUUGAUAUAAAUGAUAUGACUUAAUAAUAGUGUUUAUUUAUUUACUUUAAUUGCUGGCUAUAGGAAAUUAAUUUUGAUACACACUUGCAGUCUAUAGCUAUGUAUUUUUAUUGCGUUUAUGUAUUUUCUACCGUUGUGUCUUCCACUCGCUUGCUUUGCUAAAUGUAGAUUUAACCACAGACAUUUGGUCCAAAGCUUCAGGUGCCGUAUUCGCACUACUGACCUGACGUACACAGAGCUCUCGUCUGUGCCUGUUCCUAACAAUCAGAAAUCAGAUUUCUAGUCUAACUCAACCAGCAAUGUGACAAACAAGAAAUGAUAGCUAUGACAUGUACUCACUAAGAAAUGCACUUUACCUCUACAGGGAGAUAUGUAGCAUGUAACCAAAGCAUUAGGAUCUAUUGUGCCUGUAUGAAUUUGGCUUGGAUCUAGACGCCUUUUGGUAAAAAAAAAAAAAAAAAAAAAAAAAAAAAAAACUCCCUCUGUUCUAAUUUACACACAACAAAAUUGUAAAACCGUGUUUUUUUUUUUGUUGUUGUUUAUUUGUUUUUGUUUUUGUUUUCCCAAACAAGACCUGUCACAAUGUCUUGUGUUUUUUAUCAGGGACUGUAACGGUACAGUAUUUUAGGUUAGAAUGCCUUUUUGUAAUUGUAUAGAUUUAACCAAUGUAUUUAUUAAGUAUUUAUUAAAGCAGCAGAAAUGUAUUUUUUACUUAUUUAUCAACACAUGUUGGGGUAUGAAAAGUGUAGCAACAAAAUGAUGGAUUUCACAAUAAUUUCCCAAAGAUUUAUUAAAUAAAUGAUGUGGAAAGGUAA
Tachysurus vachellii is the source of this 2079-nucleotide messenger RNA. RefSeq lists its product as uncharacterized. Lineage: Eukaryota; Metazoa; Chordata; Actinopteri; Siluriformes; Bagridae. Gene Ontology annotation, molecular function: mRNA binding; metal ion binding. The record is from RefSeq and is a predicted model, not a curated record. The transcript is spliced from 2 exons. Bases 133 to 1200 code for a protein of 355 amino acids.